Messenger RNA from Colletotrichum graminicola M1.001, 1164 nucleotides. Its product is annotated as glucanase B. The record is from RefSeq and is a predicted model, not a curated record. The transcript has a single exon. NCBI's taxonomy places the organism in Eukaryota, Fungi, Ascomycota, Sordariomycetes, Glomerellales, Glomerellaceae. Bases 1 to 1164 code for a protein of 387 amino acids.
AUGACGAGACCUACCCUCGAUAUCGCCCUCAGGAACAACACGGGCUCUUCCAACGCCUUCGCCCACAUAACUGGUCUGGACCUCAACCGGAACAAUGCCGUCUUCUUCCUUCAGGCCGACGGCGUCACGGGCUACUACCCGACCUCGCCCUCGGACAUACUCCAGCCGCUGCAGUCCGACUGUGCCAUCCCGCUCGGUGCACCGGGGUCGACGCGGAGGCUGACAAUUCCCCAGAUCGCCGGCGGCCGCAUUUGGUUCUCCCAGGAUGGACCGCUCAAGUUCCUCCUGAACCCGGGCCCGGCCGUAGUGGAGCCCUCGGCCACCAACAUCGCCGACCCCAACUAUAACCUCAAUUGGGGCUUCUGCGAGUUCACCUUCAACAGCUACCAGGUCUACGUCAACAUCUCGUACGUCGACUUUGUCAGCAUCCCCGUCUCCCUAACCCUCGAGAACGACGCCGGCAAGGUCACCACCGUGCCCGGCUUCCCAUCCAAUGCCCUCGACGCCAUCUGCGACGGCCUCAGCGCCCAGGACGCCGCCGACGGCGCAGGCUGGUCAAGGCUCAUUGUGCGCACCCCUGACGGCUCGGCGAACUUGCGUGCCCUCAGCCCCAACUCGGGCAUCGUCAUGCAACCGGACCUGUUCCAGGGAUAUUACCAGCCCUACGUCGACGCCGCCUGGGGCAAGUACCGCGGCGCCGACCUCACGGUCAACACGCAGGCCGAGUGGGGCAAUGUCAAAGGCCGUGUGGGCGCUGACAACCUCCUGUCGUUCGGCGACGUUGGGUCCUUCGCCCAGCCGAGCGCGCGAGACAUCUUCAGCUGCAGCACGGGGCCAUUCGGCGGGUACCCCAAGAACCAGGCGCAGAUGGGCGCUAUCGGAGCGCGCAUCGCGGCGGCCUUCAACCGGUCGACGCUGCUCAUCAACGACCAACAGCCCGAGGGGGAGAGCGUAGGCAACUACUACAAGGAUGCAAGGACGAACCACUACUCGCGUAUCUGCCACGAGAUCAGCUCGGACGGCCGCGGAUACGCGUUUCCCUACGACGACGUUGGCCCAGCGGACGGUCCCGAUCAGUCCGGAUCACUCUUCGACCCCAACCCGAAGCUUCUGACUGUCGGCAUUGGCGGGGAGAAGGCGGCCACGGCGCAGGAGGAGCUGUAG